Debaryomyces hansenii CBS767 is the source of this 591-nucleotide messenger RNA. It is a transcript of the gene OCA1, whose product is annotated as putative tyrosine protein phosphatase. Gene Ontology annotation, molecular function: phosphatase activity. The record is from RefSeq and is a predicted model, not a curated record. The transcript has a single exon. Bases 1 to 591 code for a protein of 196 amino acids. Lineage: Eukaryota; Fungi; Ascomycota; Pichiomycetes; Serinales; Debaryomycetaceae. Gene Ontology annotation, biological process: protein dephosphorylation.
AUGAGUGAAUCACAAUCAGAAAUUGAGCAUAAUAAUAAUAACUCGAAAUUGACUAAAAUUAGCCAACCUCCUACGGUUAGAAUAAUACCGCCGUUAAAUUUUUGCCCAGUAGAAAAGCAACUUUACAGGUCAGGACAGCCAUCAAUCAUAAAUCAGUCCUUCUUGCAAGACUUGAAUUUAAAAACCAUACUAUGGUUGGCCAGUGAGGAGCCACAGGAAGACUUUUUGGAUUAUUGUUCAAUGAACAAUAUUGCGGUUGAGUUCGUUGGCUUAAUGAACGAAUAUUCCUACCAGAAUGUGAACCCAUGGGAUGCAUUAAGCGAAGAUACCAUAAAGAAAGCAUUGGAAUUGAUAUGCAACAAAGAAAACUAUCCGCUAUUAGUGUGCUGCGGAAUGGGAAGACAUAGAACGGGAACUGUUAUAGGGUGUCUUAGGCGUUUACAGGGGUGGAAUCUUGCCAGCGUAAGUGAAGAGUACAGAAGAUUUACUGGUUCGAGGGGAGGACGUAUUAUGGUCGAAUUACUCAUUGAAAGUUUUGAUAUAAACUCAGUCCAGAUAGAUCCUACAAAAAUGCCCGGAUGGCUUACAUGA